CCCCGCGUGACCAGUGACUUCCGGAGUGGAGGGGCGGGGUAGAGCGCGCGGCUGAGCCAGCAGCCGAAGCAGUGAGGGAGGGCAGAGGCCUGGUGGCUGGCUGGCACCAGCCGCCAUGGAGGCCGUUCCCCGCAUGCCCAUGAUCUGGCUGGACCUGAAGGAGGCUGGUGACUUCCACUUCCAGCCCGCCGUGAAGAAGUUUGUCCUGAAGAAUUAUGGAGAGAACCCAGAAGCCUACAAUGAGGAACUGAAGAAGCUGGAGUUGCUCAGACAGAAUGCCGUCCGUGUUCCACGGGACUUUGAGGGCUGCAGCGUCCUCCGCAAGUACCUAGGCCAGCUCCACUAUCUGCAGAGUCGGGUCCCCAUGGGCUUGGGCCAAGAGGCUGCUGUUCCUGUCACCUGGACAGAGAUCUUCUCAGGCAAGUCUGUGGCCCACGAGGACAUCAAGUACGAGCAGGCCUGCAUUCUCUACAACCUUGGGGCGCUGCACUCCAUGCUGGGGGCCAUGGACAAGCGGGUGUCUGAGGAGGGCAUGAAGGUCUCCUGCACCCACUUCCAGUGUGCAGCCGGCGCCUUUGCCUACCUGCGUGAGCACUUCUCCCAGGCCUACAGUGUUGACAUGAGCCGCCAGAUCCUCACGCUCAAUGUCAACCUCAUGCUGGGCCAGGCUCAGGAGUGCCUCCUGGAGAAGUCGAUGUUGGACAACAGGAAGAGCUUUCUGGUGGCUCGUAUCAGUGCCCAGGUUGUAGAUUACUACAAGGAGGCAUGCCGUGCGUUGGAGAACCCCGACACCGCUUCACUGUUGGGCCGGAUCCAGAAGGACUGGAAGAAGCUCGUGCAGAUGAAGAUCUACUACUUUGCAGCCGUGGCUCAUCUACACAUGGGGAAGCAGGCAGAGGAGCAGCAGAAGUUUGGGGAGCAGGUUGCAUACUUCCAGAGUGCCCUGGACAAGCUCAAUGAAGCCAUCAAGUUGGCCAAGGGUCAGCCUGACACUGUGCAAGAUGCGCUUCGCUUUGCUAUGGAUGUCAUUGGGGGAAAGUACAAUUCUGCCAAGAAGGACAACGACUUCAUCUACCAUGAGGCAGUCCCAGCACUGGACACCCUUCAACCUGUAAAAGGAGCCCCUUUGGUGAAGCCCUUGCCAGUGAACCCCACAGACCCUGCUGUCACGGGCCCUGACAUCUUCGCCAAACUGGUACCCAUGGCUGCCCAUGAGGCCUCAUCACUGUACAGUGAGGAAAAGGCUAAGCUGCUUCGAGAAGUGAUGGCCAAGAUUGAGGACAAGAAUGAGGUCCUGGACCAGUUCAUGGAUUCCAUGCAGCUGGAUCCUGAGACAGUGGAUAACCUUGAUGUGUACAGUCACAUCCCGCCACAGCUCAUGGAGAAGUGUGCAGCUCUCAGUGUCCGGCCCGACACUGUCAGGAACCUUGUCCAAUCCAUGCAAGUGCUGUCAGGCGUGUUCACAGAUGUGGAGGCCUCCCUGAAAGACAUCAGGGACCUACUGGAGGAAGAUGAGCUGCUAGAGCAGAAGUUCCAGGAGGCAGUGGGCCAGGCUGGGGCCAGCCCAGCAGCCCCCAAGGCUGAGCUGGCAGAGGUGAGGCGAGAAUGGGCCAAAUACAUGGAGGUCCACGAGAAGGCCUCCUUCACCAACAGUGAGCUGCACCGCGCCAUGAAUCUGCACGUUGGCAACCUGCGUCUGCUUAGCGGGCCUCUGGACCAGGUCCGGGCUGCCCUGCCCACACCAGCCCUCACCCCAGAGGACAAGGCUGUGCUGCAGAACCUGAAACGCAUCCUGGCCAAGGUGCAGGAGAUGCGGGACCAGCGCGUGUCCCUGGAGCAGCAGCUGCGUGAGCUCAUCCAGAAGGAUGACAUCACUGCCUCGCUGGUCACCACAGACCACUCAGAGAUAAAGAAGCUAUUUGAGGAGCAGCUGAAGAAGUACGACCAGUUGAAGGUGUACCUGGAGCAGAACCUGGCUGCCCAGGACAAUGUCCUCCGAGCGCUGACAGAGGCCAAUGUGCAGUAUGCAGCUGUGCGGCGGGUGCUCAGCGAACUGGACCACAAGUGGAACUCUACACUGCAGACCCUGGUGGCCUCCUAUGAAGCCUACGAGGACCUGAUGAAGAAGUCCCAGGAGGGCAAAGACUUCUACGCAGACCUAGAGAGCAAGGUGGCUGCUCUCCUGGAACGAGCCCAGUCCGCCUGCCAGGCCCGUGAGGCUGUCCGCCAGCAGCUCCUGGACAGGGAGCUGAAGAAGAAGCCGCCACCUCGGCCCACAGCCCCAAAGCCACUGCUGCCCCGCAGGGAGGAGGCUGAGGCAGUGGAGACAGAUCUGCCUGAGGAGCUGCGCAGCCUGCCCCCUGACUUGAUGGCCGGCCCACGGCCACCUGACACCUUCCUGGGAACAGCUGCCCAGUUCCACUUUCCUCCCAGCCCCUUCUCCAGCUCCACAGGCCCAGGACCCCACUAUCUUUCAAGCCCUUUGCCCCCUGGUACCUACUCAGGCCCUACCCCACUGUUGCAUCCCAGGCCUCCCCAGGCCCCAGGGCACCCUGCAAUGGCCGUGGCUCCUGGGCCUGCCCUCUAUCCCAUCCCUGCCUACACUCCAGAGCUGGGCCUUGCGCCCCGAUCCUCCCCCCAGCAUGGUGUGGUGAGCAGUCCCUACGGAGGGGUAGGGCCACCCCCACCAGUUACAGGUCUGCCCUCAGCCCCACCUCCCCAGUUCUCAGGCCCUGAGUUGGCCAUUGGGGUCCGGCCAGCCACCACCACAGUAGAUAGUGUCCAGGCUCCCAUUCCCAGCCAUAUGGCACCAAGGCCAAAUCCUGCCCCUGCCCAGCCCUGCUUCCCAAUGCCCCCACCACAGCCAUUGGGCACGCCCUACACCUACCCUAUGGAGGCCAAGCAACCCCUCACAGCACCCCCAGCCCAGCACCGCUUUCCUCCCAGGAUCCCCACAGGUUUUCUAGCCCCAAAGGUCGGACCCCAGCGCCAUCCCUCACAAGCGGCAUUUGGACCACAGCCCCCUCAGCAGCCCCUUCCACUCCAGCAUCCACACCUCUUCCCCCGCCAGGCCCCAGGGCCCCAUCCCCCCCAGCCCCCCUUUCCCUUUGCCCCUCAGCCUAGUGUCCUUGGGCAGCUGCCACCCACCCUGCACACCCAGCUCUACCCAGGCCCUGCUCAAGACCCUCUGCCCCCCCACUCAGGGGCUCUGCCUUUCCCCAGUCCUGGGCCCCCCCAACCUCCCCAUCCCACCUUGGCAUAUGGCCCUGCCCCAUCCCCCAGGCCCCUGGGCCCCCAAGUAGCCACUAUCUCCAUUCGAGGCCCUCCACCUGUCAGCCAGCCAGCCCCCAGUCCCCACCUGGUGCCUUCACCUGCCCCAUCGCCAGGGCCUGGCCCUGUAACCCCUCGGCCCCCUGCAGCAGAGCCGCCCCCAUGCCUGCGCCGAGGCUCUGCGGCUGCAGACCUGCUCUCUUCCAGCCCUGAGAGCCAGCAUGGUGGCUCCCAGCCUCCAGGGGGUGGGCAGCCCCUGCUACAGCCCACCAAGGUGGACGCAGCAGAGGGCCGUCGGCCCCAGGCCCUGCGACUGAUCGAGCGGGACCCCUACGAGCAUCCUGAGAGGCUUCAGCAGUUGCAGCAGGAGCUGGAGGCUUUUCGGGGCCAGCUGGGGGAUGCGGGGGCUCUGGACACCGUCUGGCGGGAGCUGCAAGAUGCACAGGAACAUGAUGCCCGCGGCCGUUCCAUUGCCAUUGCCCGCUGCUACUCACUGAAGAACCGCCACCAGGACGUCAUGCCCUACGACAGUAACCGGGUGGUGCUGCGCUCGGGCAAGGACGACUACAUCAAUGCCAGCUGCGUGGAGGGGCUCUCGCCAUACUGCCCGCCCUUGGUGGCCACCCAGGCCCCACUGCCUGGCACAGCUGCCGACUUCUGGCUCAUGGUGCAUGAGCAAAAAGUGUCCGUCAUUGUCAUGCUGGUGUCUGAGGCUGAGAUGGAGAAGCAAAAGGUGACCCGCUACUUCCCCACGGAGAGGGGUCAGUCCAUGGUGCAUGGGGCCCUGAGCUUGGCCCUGAGCAGUGUCCGUACCACCGAAACCCACGUAGAGCGCGUGCUGAGCCUGCAGUUCCGGGACCAGAGCCUCAAACGCUCCCUUGUGCACCUCCACUUCCCCACCUGGCCUGAGUUAGGCCUACCUGACAGCCCCAGCAACCUGCUGCACUUCAUCCAGGAGGUGCAUGCACAUUACCUGCACCAACGACCCCUGCACACGCCCAUCGUUGUGCACUGCAGCUCCGGUGUGGGCCGCACAGGAGCCUUUGCCCUGCUCUAUGCGGCUGUGCAGGAGGUGGAGGCCGGGAACGGGAUCCCGGAGCUGCCUCAGCUGGUGCGGCGCAUGCGGCAGCAGAGGAAACACAUGCUGCAGGAGAAGCUGCACCUGAGGUUCUGCCACGAGGCGGUGGUGAGACACGUGGAGCAGGUCCUACAGCGCCAUGGCCUGCCCCCUCCUUGCAAGCCCUUGGCCAGCACAGGCAUCAUCCAGAAGAAUCACCUGCCUCAGGAUUCCCAGGACCUGGUCCUCGGUGGAGACGUGCCCAUCAGCUCUAUCCAGGCCACCAUUGCUAAGCUUAGCAUCCGGCCUGCUGGAGGCUUGGAGUCCCUGGCUGCUAGUUUGCCAGGCCCUGCAGAGCCCCCCGGCCUGCCUCUGGCCAGCCUCACAGAGUCCACCCAGCUCCCUCCCUCCUCCCCACCCCCUCCCUCCUCACCCCUGCCUGAGGCCUCCCAGCCUGAGGAGGAGCUGCCGGUGCCUGAAGCCCCCAGCCCAGGGCCCCCCUCGUCCUCCCUGGAGCUGCUGGCCUCCUUGACGCCCGAGGCCUUCACCCUGGACAGCUCCUUGCGGGGAAAGCAGCGGAUGAGCAAGCAGAACUUUCUGCAGGCCCAUAACGGGCAAGGUCUUCGGGCUGCCCGGCCUGCUGAUGAUCCCCUCAGCCUUCUGGAUCCGCUCUGGACGCUCAACAAGACGUGAACAGUUUUUCUCUGCCUGGUCCUUACACUACAUCCUCUCCAGUGCCUACCUGCCUGUGUCCAGCAGGGGCCCACAGGUGGGCACGGCUCCUGCCCCCAUUCCUGCUGCCUUCAGCCCUGGCCUGGCCCAGCCCACACCUCUCUAGGGUAGAGGUGCAUCAUGGGCUAGGUUCUGCCCCCUUUGUGGGACCUGACAUUUUUUCAGCUCUUUGAAAGAAUAAACGAACCUGUUCUGUGGCCCGU
Messenger RNA from Trichechus manatus latirostris (Florida manatee), 5262 nucleotides. RefSeq names its product protein tyrosine phosphatase non-receptor type 23 (gene PTPN23). Gene Ontology annotation, biological process: protein dephosphorylation; endocytic recycling; protein transport to vacuole involved in ubiquitin-dependent protein catabolic process via the multivesicular body sorting pathway. Gene Ontology annotation, molecular function: protein tyrosine phosphatase activity; protein binding. Gene Ontology annotation, cellular component: endosome. Bases 116 to 5020 code for a protein of 1634 amino acids. The transcript is spliced from 26 exons. The record is from RefSeq and is a predicted model, not a curated record. NCBI's taxonomy places the organism in Eukaryota, Metazoa, Chordata, Mammalia, Sirenia, Trichechidae.